AUGGCGCCCUCAUCCCGCUCCGUUCUCCUCCAAGGAGCGUUCCUCCUCCCCUUCCUCGUCUCCUCCAUCUCUGCCUUCCCCUACAACACCAACAGCAACGCCAACUCCAAAGCAGUCGACGCCAACCUCAACCUCCUCAAGCCCCGCUCCCACUUUCCCACUCUCUUCAAACGCCAACAAAACACUACCACCAAUUCCCCCGCUGCCGCCGACAUCGACGAUGAUGACGACUCGGACUCUUCCAUCACAGCCAUCCCCCCAUCCAACCCAGGCAACCGCCUAGGCUGCUACCGCGACGACUCCCCCACCUCCCGCCUUCUCCCGACCUCUUUCACCGCCUCCGACACUCUCACACUUGAAUCCUGCGCCGUCUUCUGCGGCUCUUCCUCUCCUUACUUUGGCGUCGAAUACGGUCGAGAAUGCUGGUGCGCCUCUUCCACUUCGGGAUUCAAUCCCACCUCCCCCUCCACUGUCGCCGCCAAGGUCGACGACGCGCAAUGCUCGUUCCCCUGCGCCGGCAACGCCGACCAAACCUGCGGCGCGGGCGACCGCAUCGAAGUGUACACCAACGCUUUGUACCGCCCUCCUCGCGUGGCCAACGUCCGGGGGUUCGAUUACCUCGGCUGCUACCGCGAGUCGUCGCCGCGCUUACUCCCCAACUCUCUGCUUGGGGACGAUACCCUGACAGCCGAAAAGUGCGCUGCCUACUGCACCGACUUGUCCUUCCCUUACUUUGGCGUCGAAUACGGUCGUGAAUGCUGGUGCGGCGUGUCCCAGCCUGAUGCCGCGCAGCAGGUUCCCGAGACGGAAUGCAGCAUGACUUGCGCCGGUGCUAGUGACGAGAUCUGCGGUGCGGGCAACAGGAUUAAUGUGUAUGGGAGGCAGAUGGUCAUGCCUGCUGAUGUCGGGGACUACUCGUACCAGGGCUGUUAUACCGAUUCGCCCGUGCCGAGCGAGAAGAGUCUGACGGGUACAGUCAUGUACGAUGCCGACAUGACGCUUGAUGAGUGCCGAGUGAGCUGUCAGGAGGAUGGAUACCCUUAUUUCGGCACCGAGUACGGCAGCCAGUGUUUCUGCGGGACCAAGCUCUAUGAUGGCGACGACUCCGAUAACGAAGGCGAUUAUCCCGCUAGAGCAUUCCUUGUGCCGGACCGCGAAUGCUCAAUGAGGUGCGGAGGCGACGCAACGAAUGCGACUACUUGCGGCGAUGCCAAUCGGCUGUCGGUGUACUGGAAUGGCAUCGUCAGCGGAGCGCGGAACUUGGGCCCGUUGGACCCUGAGUUUGCGAGCUUGCAAAACUGGAACUACCGAGCGUGCAUGAGGGAUGAUGUGGUGCAGAGGACCUUGACAGGACCGACGUUGAGGAGAAAUGACAUGACUGUCGAGACUUGCGUGGCGUUUUGCAACCAGGGGGGUUUCGUGUAUGCUGGGCUGGAGUUCCAGAGCGAGUGCUACUGCGGAAAUGAGUUGAACGGUGGUGAUGAUGUUGAAGAGGUUGAUGAUAGCCAGUGUGAGCAGCUGUGCGCUGGAAGUGAGACUGAGUACUGUGGAGGCCCGAAUAGGUUGAGCUUGUACCAGCGUGCGGUGCUUCUGGGGCCUGAUGAGGUGUAG
Messenger RNA from Neurospora hispaniola, 1611 nucleotides. Its product is annotated as WSC domain-containing protein. The record is from RefSeq and is a predicted model, not a curated record. Lineage: Eukaryota; Fungi; Ascomycota; Sordariomycetes; Sordariales; Sordariaceae. The coding region runs from base 1 to 1611 and encodes 536 amino acids. The transcript has a single exon.